Messenger RNA from Nannizzia gypsea CBS 118893, 534 nucleotides. Its product is annotated as DNA replication complex GINS protein psf3. NCBI's taxonomy places the organism in Eukaryota, Fungi, Ascomycota, Eurotiomycetes, Onygenales, Arthrodermataceae. Gene Ontology annotation, cellular component: GINS complex. Gene Ontology annotation, biological process: mitotic DNA replication initiation. The transcript is spliced from 6 exons. Bases 1 to 534 code for a protein of 177 amino acids. The record is from RefSeq and is a predicted model, not a curated record.
AUGUCUUACUACGACGUCGACGCUAUCCUGACGGACUCGCAGAAAGUCCCUUGUACUUUUGAGCUGGACGUCCCUAAGCUGGGCUUCCUCGAUGGCAACGCUGGCGGCGAUAUAAAAGCUGGCUCCAAGGUCGAGCUGCCUCUCUGGCUGGGCGAGAUGCUUGCCGUAGGUGCCCGUCAAGGCUCGUCGCCCCUAGUGACGCUGGAUCUGCCCAAAGCGCUGUCGGAGCAGGUUAUGAACGCUUUGAAGGCCGAUCCCAGGACGGUUGACCUGCGGGCUCUGGCGCCUCAUUUCUACCGGCUGGGCUGUAGGAUCCUACAGCUCUUCGAGGAAGAGGAGAUGGCGGACGUGCUCUCUCACACGUUCAAGACGAGAGCGAUGCAAAUAUCAGAUCAUGCACACAAUCCCGCUGGGCCGAUGUCAGGCCAGGAGUUCCUUCGUGGCCUCGACGAGACUGAGCGCCAACUCUUCCGGGCCGCCCAUGAGAGCGUCAAGAGCAUGCGAGCCUGGACAGGAGAAACGAAGAAGAAAUGA